UGUCUCAUGGAUGCACCGUCAAAAAAUUUGGUGAGCAAACCGUCGUCAACUGCAGUGGGCUAGGUCUGAUGACCAUACCACAGGACAUCCCACCAAAUGCAACAGUCUUGGACUUGAGCUACAACUGCAUUCCUGUCCUGAAAAACAGCAGCCUGGCAUUCUUAUCGCACCUGAAGCACCUGAACAUCUCCUACAGCUGCGUUCAUGACAUCCAGAUUGGAGCAUUCCAUAACGUGUCCCACCUUAAAGUACUGAACCUGGAACACAACAGCUUAACCGUGCUACAGAAGUUCUCGUUUUCGGCACUCCACAGCCUUGAGAAACUGCUUCUGUCCCACAACAAUAUAACUAACAUCGACCCAGAAUCUUUCCACAACUUGACCAACCUACAGUGUCUUGACCUGAGUCAUAACAAACUAGACAUUGCUUGCACACAUCUGAAAAUGUUCCAGGACCUACAACAUCUAGAAUGUCUAGACAUGUCAUUCACUGGAGAUAUUUGGGGCUCUUCUAAAUCUAACUGCAGUCAAACCCUGCAGAACCUAACCAACCUUGUAUCCCUCAAGCUAUCAUCAUGCGGCAUUGGCAACAUCCCUGCCAAUGCACUAGAAAAUCAGAAAAACCUCCAGUACCUGGACCUGAGCUUUAAUGAUCUACAUAGUUUACCCAAUGACAUCUUCUUUACUUGCAACUCUACAAACCUCAAUGUCAAUCUAAGAGGAAAUCAUAUAGGGUCUCUCUCAGCACAGGUAUUUUCUACCUUGCAUCCUGCAUUGGAACUAGAUUUGUCUGGAAACGACUUUUUCCAAAUUGGUUCCUCUACAUUAAUGGCCAUACAGAAUGUUUCCCUCAUAAAUUUGUCAGACAACCCCUUUGACUGUGACUGUGAGCUGGUAGAUUUUGUACAAUGGGCCAACAACCAUGAAGCUCAAGUUGCUGGAUGGAACAACACUACUGCUGUAAUAGAUCAUUACAAAUGUGCAAAUGAAAAGUAUGAAGGAAAAAGUUUGGAGGAUUACAGUGAAUAUUGUCCCAGCACAUUUUCCUGGUCUUUAAACCAUAUUGCUAUCAUUGCAUCAAGUGUUUCAGCAUUCGUAAUUCUAAUUAUUAUUGUACUUAUGGUAAUCUACAAAAGGUAUAGAAAACAUGAACCGGAAAGACAAGGAUAUGCGCCAAUCAUUGGAUUUCAAGAUCUACAACAGCAAGACUACCAUUACCUGUACGAUCUAUUCAUUAUCCACAGUAGAGAAGAUAUUCGAUGGGUACAGAUGUGUGCUGCAAGAUUGGAGAAAGGCGAGUAUACUGUGUCUUAUAUGGAGCGGGACUUGCCUGGGGGUUGUCACAGUUUGGAAGGGAUUGACCAUUUUAUCAAUAACAGCCGGAUUAUCCUAGGGAUCAUCACAAUGAACUCCCUGUGCAAUGGGCUAUGCCGUCAUGCGUUGCAGAUAGCCAGACAGUUGGAAAUCGAACAGGGAGCUCACCACCAGUUGAAACUGAUCAUGUUAGAGGAUAUUGACUUAAUGAUGAAUAACUUGGCUCCAGAGGACCGAGGUCGUGUAUUCAGUAUCAUUCGAGGUAAACCAUACAUAAGGUGGCCCGAGGAUGGCAGGGAAGAACGACAAUUUUGGGACAGACUGGAACAGAUGAUAGGAAACCCUGUGGUAUAAACUAUGAUAGGAGGCAAAUGCAGUGUAUGUGCCUUUUAGCAUGUUAAGCUGUUUCAAACACUGUCUAAUAAUAUGAAUAAGAGCA
Messenger RNA from Branchiostoma floridae (Florida lancelet), 1752 nucleotides. RefSeq names its product toll-like receptor 3. The record is from RefSeq and is a predicted model, not a curated record. The coding region runs from base 69 to 1667 and encodes 532 amino acids. Gene Ontology annotation, molecular function: protein binding; transmembrane signaling receptor activity. Lineage: Eukaryota; Metazoa; Chordata; Leptocardii; Amphioxiformes; Branchiostomatidae. Gene Ontology annotation, biological process: inflammatory response; toll-like receptor signaling pathway; immune response. Gene Ontology annotation, cellular component: membrane. The transcript has a single exon.